AACUAAACGCAGCUUCGAAAACACGUGGAGGAUAAUACUGAGUUUUUAUACAGAAAAGUGAUUCGGUCAGAUUUUGUAAUCGACGCGUCCAAAAGUUUAAAGCAUGAGGCCUGCUAAGAUGUGGGCUCUUUUGGCUGCUGCUCUAGUGGCCACCGCACUUCUACCUUCCAGUCACGCCGAGGCGCCGCUGACUGGCAGCUACUUGCCACCAUCAACGAGCUACGGAACUCCCAACAUCGGCGGAGGUGGUGGUGGUGGAUUCGGUGGUAGUGCUCCAUCCAGCAGCUACGGUGCCCCAUCUUCCGGAGGCGGAAGCUUCGGUGGCAGCUUCGGCGGUGGAUUUGGAGGCAGCGCACCGUCCAGCAGCUACGGAGCUCCAUCAUCCGGUGGAAGCAGCAGACCGUCCAGCAGCUACGGUGCACCGUCUAGCAGCUACGGAGCUCCAUCAUCCGGUGGAAGCAGCAGACCGUCAAGCAGCUACGGAGCCCCGUCUUCAGGAGGUGGUGGCGGAUUCAGCGGUGGAAGCAGCAGUGGAGGUUUCUCAGGUGGAUUCGGCGGCAGCAGCGCACCUUCCAGCAGCUACGGAGCACCGUCCAGCAGCUACAGUGCACCAUCUAGCAGCUACGGAGCCCCGUCUUCAGGAGGUGGUGGCGGAUUCAGCGGUGGAAGCAGCAGUGGAGGUUUCUCAGGUGGAUUCGGCGGCAGCAGCGCACCUUCCAGCAGCUACGGAGCACCGUCCAGCAGCUACGGAGCACCGUCUUCUGGAGGUGGAAGCUUCAGUAGUGGAUUUGGAGGUAGCGCGCCGUCCAGCAGCUACGGAGCGCCAUCAUCCGGUGGAAGCAGCAGACCGUCAAGCAGCUACGGAGCCCCGUCUUCAGGAGGUGGUGGCGGAUUCAGCAGUGGAAGCAGCAGUGGAGGUUUCGGAGGCAGCGCACCGUCAAGCAGCUACGGAGCACCAUCGAGUAGCUAUGGAGCCCCGUCUUCAGGAGGCGGUGGAUUCGGUGGCAGCGCACCUUCAAGUAGCUACGGAGCGCCAUCUUCCGGUGGCGGAAGACCUUCGUCGAGCUACGGAGCUCCCUCGUCAAGCUACGGUGCGCCUUCCAAACCCUCAAGCAGCUACGGACCACCAUCAAGUAGCUAUGGAGCCCCGUCAUCAGGAGGCAGCAGCAGCUUCAGCGGCGGCUUCAGUAGUGGACACUCCAGCGGCGGCGGUGGCAGCCGACCAUCCUCCAGCUAUGGCGCACCCUCUUCAAGCAGCGGUGGUUACAGCUCAGGCGGCGGUGGUGGAUACAGCUCCGGUGGAUCCAGCGGUGGAUACAGUUCCGGCGGCUCCAGUGGUGGAUACAGUUCCGGCGGCUUCGGUGGCGGCUACAGUUCCGGCGGCGCUGGUGGAUACAGCUCUGGAGGAGGUGGUGGAUACAGUUCCGGCGGCAGUGGAGGCGGUUACAGCUCCGGUGGUAGCAGCGGUGGACAAAGCUACGCCAGCAACGGCGGCUACCAAUACUAAGCUAACGAUAAGAUCUAUUAACCCAUCAACAAGCGGGUAAUCACCGAUGAACUUGCUUCAAUCGUUGCUUUUCUCUAACAGGAAAUAAGUUGUUGAAUCUGCAGGCAUCAAUUCUAACCAUGACACUCAAAACUACAGAUCCCAAUUAUUUUCUACUCUAACAUCGAUGCCGGAUUGUUCAAAAAUCAUGUACAGAGAGGUUGAGUAUUUUGUUCGAACCCUGCGCUAUAAUGUUAAAUUAAUAUUCUUGAUUUCUUUCUCCCUCUCUGUGACCCUCUCUUCAGCUCUUUCCCUGUUAUGUUUCCUCUCUUAUAGCUUGGAUCCCGACGAUGAUGAAUGAAGUCCAUCAGGAGAAACCCGCGCUUCGAUCCCCAUUUCACUAACUGAGCUGAAUUAAUUAUAGAUACUAAACUAUUUAGCUUCCACAGUAAGAAAAAGAUAUGUACAUUUUUAUAUUUUUAUACAUGACAAAAAAAAAAAAAAAAAAAAAGGAUAGAACAAUUAUCUGAUCCAGCUGAUAGACAAAUAAUUGUUUUGCACUGAAUAUGAUCUAUUUAUUAUUUUUGUGAAAACGUUUUUUUCCUAUCAAUAAAGCUGGUCUGCUGUGAAGAAU
This is a messenger RNA of Diprion similis, 2120 nucleotides long. Its product is annotated as pro-resilin-like. Gene Ontology annotation, cellular component: RNA polymerase II transcription regulator complex. Gene Ontology annotation, molecular function: transcription coactivator activity. The transcript has 3 exons. Gene Ontology annotation, biological process: positive regulation of transcription by RNA polymerase II. The coding region runs from base 104 to 1507 and encodes 467 amino acids. Lineage: Eukaryota; Metazoa; Arthropoda; Insecta; Hymenoptera; Diprionidae. The record is from RefSeq and is a predicted model, not a curated record.